CAAUCCAUUCGACCAUUGUGAGGCAGUCUUGUUCCCUCCCCUGUCUCUGCGUUUUACAGGAGACGAACUGCAGCUCAUUUGAUACACAGAUGGUUAAGACUCCUAACGCGAUAGUACAUAAAUCUGUAAUCUACGCGUUUUCCUCGUUACAUUCCUUCCAUUUCUCGGUUUGCUUGGAAACCACCUUUUUUCGCAUGGCAUUUACAGAACAUCGUCGAGACUGGGGAGUCAGAUGGCGAUUGUUAGGCAGAUCGCGCGGCCCAGUGUACCUGUUUAUGGUGCAGCUUAUUUUUCUCGUUCGAACGGAGGCACAGAUCAGGUAUUCGAUCCCAGAGGAGACGAAGAAAGGCUCCCUCGUUGGCAACGUCGCGCAAGAUCUGGGUUUGGAUUUGAAAAGGCUUCGCUCUGGACGGGCCCGUAUCGUGACCGGAGAAAACGUCCAGUACACCGAGCUGAAGACGGACAAAGGGACUUUAGUCGUGAACGAGCGAAUCGACCGAGAGCAGCUGUGUGGAGACGUGACACCGUGCAGCUUUACCUUUGAGAUCUUACUGGAGAAACCCAUGGAGUUGCAUCCUGUGACCAUAGAGGUGUUGGACGUGAACGACAACGCUCCCACUUUUCAAAACGCUCAUCUGGAAUUUGAAAUAAGCGAAUCGGCCGCGCUCGGUUCCCGUUUUGUUUUAGAAAGUGCGGACGAUGCUGAUGUUGGGCCGAACGGGCUGCAGAACUACAUUUUAACCCCCAACGACAAUUUUGGUUUGAAACAACAUGUUAACCCGGACGGCAGUAAAUACGCAGAAAUGGUGCUUCAGAAACCCUUAGAUCGAGAGGAACGGCCACGCCUGUCUCUGAAACUGCUGGCCGUGGACGGCGGAGACCCACAGAGAUCGGGUACAGUAAAUAUAGGUAUCAAUAUUUUAGAUAUCAAUGACAAUGCUCCCGUGUUUAAUCAAUCGAGGUAUAAGGGCUCUGUGAUUGAAAAUGCACCAAAAGGUACUUACAUUGUUACCGUGAAUGCAAGCGACGUAGACAGCGGGUCAAACGGACAAGUCACGUAUUCCUUCUCAAAAUCAAAAGCAGGAAUAUCUGAUUUGUUCGACAUAGACGAGGCGACAGGGAAAAUUUAUGUGGCGAAGCAAGUUGACUUUGAAAAAGACAAAAAAAUUGAGUUCAGAGUUGAAGCUAAAGAUCAGGGAGGACUGACAGAUUCGAGCAACGUUGAAAUCGAGGUGAUUGAUAUCAACGAUAACGCUCCGGUGAUUAACGUCAUGUCCUUCACGAGCCCCGUGUCAGAGGACUCCCCUGCAGGCACCACCGUUGGAAUCAUUAAUGUUAAAGAUGUUGAUUCGGGUGAAAACGGCCGAGUAAAGUGCACGAUCGAAGGCAGCGUUCCAUUUCAAAUUAAAUCCAACGUGAGGAAUUAUUAUGCAUUGAUCACUGAUGCUGCAUUAGACCGGGAACACAUGUCAGAGUGUAACAUCACUGUCAUCGCGUCAGACGCAGGGUUGCCUCCCCUCUCGACUAAAAGAACAUUUUAUUUAAAGAUCUCGGAUGUCAAUGACAAUGCCCCAGUAUUUCCACGAGGCUUUUACAGUGCGUUCAUUGCAGAAAACAACUCUCCAGGCGUUUCUGUGUUAAGUGUUAAAGCUGAAGACCCCGAUGAAAACCAGAACGCCCGCGUUUCUUAUAUCUUAGAAGAUUGUGAGAUCGGUGGAUCUCCAGUGUCUGACUAUAUUUCCGUUAAUGCGGAAAACGGAGUAAUUCGCGCAGUUCGUUCAUAUGAUUAUGAACAGAUUAAAGAACUGAUAUUCAUCGUCAAAGCCCAGGAUGGAGGCUCUCCUCCUCUCAGUAGUAACGUGACAGUGAAAGUACUGAUCCAGGACCAGAACGACAACCCCCCUCAGGUCCUGUACCCAGUCCAGACUGGUGGCUCUCUGGUGGCUGAGAUGGUGCCUCGUUCAGCAGAUGUGGGCUAUCUGGUCACUAAAGUGGUGGCUGUUGAUGUGGACUCUGGACAGAAUGCCUGGCUCUCCUACAAACUGCAGAAAGCCACCGACAGGGCGCUGUUUGAAGUGGGCUCACAGAAUGGAGAAAUCAGAACGAUCCGUCAAGUGACUGAUAAAGAUGCAGUGAAACAGAGACUGACUGUGAUAGUGGAGGACAACGGGCAGCCCUCUCGUUCAGCUACAGUCGUUGUUAACGUGGCGGUGGCGGACAGCUUCCCUGAAGUGCUGUCGGAGUUCACUGACUUUACUCACGACAAGGAGUACAACGACAACCUGACUUUUUACUUAGUGUUGGCUCUGGCUGUAGUCUCCUUCCUCUUCAUCACGUGUCUAGUGGUUAUUAUCUCAGUGAAGAUCUACAGGUGGAGACAGUCUCGCGUCCUGUAUCACUCCAAUCUCCCUGUGAUUCCAUAUUAUCCACCACGUUACUCGGACACUUUGGGGACAGGGACUCUCCAACACGUGUACAACUACGAGGUGUGCAGGACGACUGACUCCAGAAAGAGUGACUGUAAGUUCGGCAGAGCUGGUAGUCAGAACGUGCUGAUCAUGGAGCCCAGUUCUACAGGGACGAUGCAGAGGAUGCAGAGUGAAAAGAGCAUCCUGGAUGAACCAGACUCUCCUCUAGAGGUUGGUUGAACGUUAAGCUUCGUCUCUGUAUAUCUGUUUGUCUGUUGUUAUUUGAUUUUGGUUAGCUCUUUUUUUUUUUAUACUAUAUUGAUUACAAGCGCUUUCACCCUCAGAACCAUGGAAAGCUCUACUGGUUUGCAUCAUUGACAUGCAUUCUCCUUCUGCAAAGCUCUUGUUGGUUCAGCCUUGCGAGAGAAUGAAUAUGUAGCAUCCAAUUUUAAAUUGCAAAAGUCGAUGUCCUAAUAGCACUGCAUGUAUAGUGUUUAAGGCUUUUUCAUUUGCUCACAUAUGGUUCACUUUGUAAAGGUUACUCUGACGUUGCUUUCCACCGUUAAUUAAUUCAGAGAUAUUAUCGCUAGCGGAUCCCAAAACAAAUACAAUGCAACAUAUUGAAGGUCACACAUCCAUCACCCUAUCUCCACAGCCUUAUUUUUCAUAAGCAUAUGUCACUGUAGCCUAUUUCCCACAUUAGUAGCCAAGGUAUUUUAUUACUAAACACAAUACUAGUAAUUUCAAUAUCAGUGCAAAUGUAACAAUCUGUGAGAUAAUAUAUUAUUGUUUUGGAUGCAUUACUGUUUCCCCAUUGAGAUGACAUGUCUGUUUUUAUAAAAAUAACUUCACAAAUAAUUUCACUUGAGAAUAGCAGUGUUAUGUAAUCGUUACCAUCUGUUGCAUUUUAAGCAUGAUCUUCUGAAGGGAGAUUUCGAUUGUUUUCUUUCUUUCAAUUUGGAUGGGUCAAUUUUUUAAACAACAGUAUUCACCCCCACACAGACUGAACUUGUUAUAAACAAUUUAAUGUGUUGCCGUUUGGUUCU
This is a messenger RNA of Scophthalmus maximus (turbot), 3454 nucleotides long. RefSeq names its product protocadherin beta-16-like. Gene Ontology annotation, biological process: homophilic cell-cell adhesion. NCBI's taxonomy places the organism in Eukaryota, Metazoa, Chordata, Actinopteri, Pleuronectiformes, Scophthalmidae. Gene Ontology annotation, molecular function: calcium ion binding. The transcript has a single exon. Gene Ontology annotation, cellular component: plasma membrane. The record is from RefSeq and is a predicted model, not a curated record. The coding region runs from base 90 to 2648 and encodes 852 amino acids.